Cynara cardunculus var. scolymus (artichoke) is the source of this 2221-nucleotide messenger RNA. RefSeq names its product heterogeneous nuclear ribonucleoprotein 1-like. The record is from RefSeq and is a predicted model, not a curated record. Bases 530 to 1858 code for a protein of 442 amino acids. The transcript is spliced from 4 exons. NCBI's taxonomy places the organism in Eukaryota, Viridiplantae, Streptophyta, Magnoliopsida, Asterales, Asteraceae. Gene Ontology annotation, molecular function: RNA binding.
UUUUUUCAUUUCUUCUUUAUUAAAAUAUAAUCUUUUUUCAGACAAUUUCCAUUUCUAAACAUAGAUUGAAGGAAACCCACAUCACGAUUUCUCUGUUGUUCCAGACGUAUUCUUCUUUCCUUAACUGUUACAAAUCAGAAUUUGAACAACCAAAGACAACACAAAAGGGAAGUAUUCGAGGAAGAUGAACAUGGCGAAGGUUCUAAUUGCGUCUCCAAUCAGAUCUUGAGUGUGUUCUUCGAGAUUUUUCAUCUGGGUGUUUUCUUUAAUCCAGAGACCCUGAAUUGUCUACAUUAGAUCGGUCAUCAUCGAAAGAUCCGAUGUGUUCUUAUCGAACCCGAUAAUUACCCGACUGAUUGUUUCUUGAAAGUAAAGGUAAUUGCUUGUAAUCUUGUGUUAAAUUGAUCUGCAUUUUCGAUCGGUUUCUUGUUUCAAUAACUGGGCUAUGUUUGGAUGACAGUUAAAGACUGCAAAUUGUGAAAUAACUUUGCAGAAUUUGAGUUUGAUGUUUUAUUUUGGUGUAUAGAAGAUGCAAUCUGAUCUUGGCAAGUUAUUCAUUGGUGGGAUUUCGUGGGAUACAAAUGAAGAACGUUUACAUGAGUAUUUUAGUCGAUUUGGUGAGGUUUUGGAGUCUGUGAUAAUGAAAGAUCGAGCCACCGGUCGUGCUCGCGGUUUCGGUUUCAUAGUCUUUGCUGAUCCUGCUGUUGCUGAAAGAGUCAUCAAGGAGAAACACAACAUCGAUGGCAGAAUGGUUGAGGCGAAAAAGGCGGUUCCUAGGGACGACCAAACCACAGUGAGUAGAAACAGUAGUAGCUUAAGCGUUAAGGGUUCACCUGGUUUCGGUCAAACAAGAAAGAUAUUCGUAGGAGGUUUAGCAUCCGGAGUCACAGAGAGCGAUUUCAAGAGGUACUUUGAGCAAUUUGGAACAAUUUCAGAUGUUGUAGUGAUGUAUGAUCACAAUACAAAAAGGCCUAGAGGAUUUGGGUUCGUUACUUAUGAAUCAGAGGACUCAAUCGGUAAAGUUUUGUUGAAAACUUUUCACCAACUAGAUGGUAAAAUGGUUGAGGUCAAACGCGCGGUCCCAAAAGAGCUAUCACCUGGUCUUAGCCGAAGCCCGAUUAGUCCAUACCCUUAUGGUUUAAGUCAGGCUAGUAGCAUUCUUAACGGUUAUCCGAACCCAAUUGGUGGUUAUGAUGUUAGAAUGGAUAGAACUAGAAGUGGGCAUGCUACAUAUGGUUCGGGAUUUGGUAUGGGAUUGAAUUUUGAACCAACGACGAGUGGGAACUAUGGAAAUGGUGUUAAUUAUAACAACCCUUUAAGCUAUAGGGGAUUGAGCCCUUAUUAUGUAGGGAAUUCAAGUAGAUUUGCGAGUCCUGUUGGUUUUGAUGGUGGAGAUGGAGGUAAUCUCUCUCUUUUUAGUUCAAAUCCUCGGAAUCUGUGGGGUAAUGGCGGGAUUAGUUCAGUAGGAUCUGGAAGUGGGGUUAUCGGAGGGAGGCUAUUAGGGAAUGCUGCCCUUAAUUUGGGCGGCAUUUCUCCUGUUUCGCCUCAAGAUGGUGGUGGUGCUGCACAGAGCGGAAAUCUUGGUGGUUUGGGAGGUGGAGAGUAUGGAAGAAACACGAGUGGUCGUGGAUCAUAUGAAGUGGCUAACGGAGGUUAUGAUGUGCCUUCUUCAGACUUUUAUGGUUGCUCUGUGUAUGGUGGAGACCCAACCUGGCCCUCGGAGCAAGAGGGGUCUGGUCCUUUUGGUGUAUAUGGGCUAGCCGGUACAGGCUUGGAUGGCCAGAUGAAAAGCUCCCAUGGUUAUGUUGGUGGUUAUGGGGUUACCAAGAGACACCCAAACUCGGGAAUCAAUGGCUAGUAGGCAAUACAGAAUUUGUGUAUCGAAUCACAUGUGAAUUUUGCAUACUACACUUCAUUUCUCUGAAAAAAGUUCUGAAGAAAAGGUUAGAUAUCUCCUCCAGAGCUAAGUAGAUUGUUUCUAUAGAGGUAGAAGGUUCAAAGUGAACCUUUUUAUGUGUGAAUUUUGAGUUGCUUCAUGUUUUUUGAGUGACAUGUAAAACUAGUUUUCAGCAUAUAGCAAGAAACUUCACUUUUGCUUCUUGUUUUAGCAAAACUGCAAAGUUGCAGGUUGUGGUCUUUAUGAUUAGCUUUUGAUUGGAUUGUUGUCGAUUUUACAAGUGUGAAACAUUUGAAGGAUACCCGUCAAGGGUCUUCGUGAAUA